AUGCCCCGCGAAAUUAUAACUCUACAGCUAGGACAGUGUGGCAACCAGAUUGGCUUUGAGUUCUGGAAGCAGCUGUGUGCAGAGCAUGGCAUCAGCCCGGAAGGCAUUGUGGAGGAGUUCGCCACGGAGGGCACCGAUCGCAAGGAUGUGUUCUUUUACCAGGCAGAUGAUGAGCACUACAUUCCACGGGCAGUACUGCUGGACUUGGAACCUAGGGUCAUUCACUCCAUACUGAACUCGCCAUAUGCCAAUCUGUACAACCCGGAGAACAUCUACUUGUCAGAGCAUGGAGGUGGUGCUGGGAACAACUGGGCCAGUGGCUUCUCUCAGGGUGAGAAAAUCCAUGAAGACAUCUUUGACAUCAUUGACAGAGAGGCAGAUGGGAGUGACAGUCUGGAGGGCUUUGUGCUGUGCCACUCCAUUGCAGGUGGAACAGGAUCAGGUCUGGGCUCCUAUCUGCUGGAGAAGUUAAACGACAGGUACCCCAAGAAGCUAGUGCAGACGUACUCGGUGUUCCCGAACCAGGACGAGAUGAGUGACGUGGUGGUGCAGCCGUACAACUCCCUGCUGACGCUGAAGCGGCUGACGCAGAACGCCGACUGCGUGGUAGUGUUGGAUAACACCGCCCUGAACCGGAUUGCCACGGACAGAUUACACAUCCAGAACCCCUCUUUUUCACAAAUCAAUCAGCUGGUCUCCACCAUUAUGUCUGCCAGCACCACAACACUACGCUACCCAGGCUACAUGAACAAUGAUUUGAUUGGUCUGAUUGCAUCCCUCAUCCCUACACCCCGCCUUCACUUCCUUAUGACUGGCUACACUCCGCUCACCACUGACCAGUCGGUGGCCAGCGUGAGGAAGACCACGGUGCUGGACGUGAUGAGGAGGCUGCUGCAGCCCAAAAAUGUCAUGGUGUCCACAGCCAGGGACAGGCAGACCAACCACUGCUAUAUCGCCAUCCUUAACAUCAUCCAAGGCGAAGUGGACCCCACACAGGUACACAAAAGCUUGCAGCGGAUUCGAGAGCGUAAGCUGGCCAGCUUCAUUCCUUGGGGCCCUGCGAGCAUUCAGGUGGCCCUGUCCAGGAAGUCCCCUUACCUGCCCUCUGCCCACCGAGUCAGUGGGCUGAUGAUGGCCAAUCACACCAGCAUCUCCUCGCUGUUUGAACGCACGUGCCGGCAAUACGACAAGCUGCGGAAGCGGGAGGCCUUCCUGGAGCAGUUCCGGAAGGAGGACAUAUUCAAGGACAACUUUGACGAGCUGGACGACUCACGCGAGGUUGUCCAGCAGCUCAUUGACGAGUACAGCGCUGCCACACGCCCCGACUAUAUCUCCUGGGGCUCCCAGGAGCAGUGAACAUCCUGCAGGUGGUGCUCAGUGCAUGGCUAGGCAGGCAGGUUGCCUUCCCUUUCAUUGGUGUGAUCCAGUUAGAGACACCCAAGGCAAAAAAAUGCCGCUUUUCUACCCCCCUCUCACAAUUUAGCUCAAUAUCUUUGAGGAAUCCAUCCCCAGGGUCCUUGCAUAACCCAGUGCCUGAAUUCAGUCCAAUGUGUUGUUAAUUGAUGGAACAGUCACAAAUUUUCCCAUUUUCUGAGGAUCCCCUGAUAUGCGUGGAUCUGUUCUGCUUUUCUUCCUCAUUCUUCUGUUUUCCCAAGGCUGAAUACGGAGUUCUGAACUAGAUUCAUUAUUUCUGUCUGUGGCAGUCUGUUUUGUCUUGAUGGGUGACAGCAUGGAUAUGUGUUUUCAUUGAUCCUUGUGGCCUGAAAAACCUGUUCCAUCCAGACUUUAUAGUGUAGGAACCAGAGUGUGUAGUGCAGGCUGUCUCUCUGCUGUUUCACCACACCAGGUUGCAGGAUUUGUUAACCAGAACCAACAACCAAAAAAAGCAGCAGGUAUGAAAGGAAAGUGCUCAUUUGGUGGGGGAUCCAGUUCAGUUACAGCCUAGGGGGUCAGACAGAAUGGCAUGAAUUCUCCCAUAGUAAACCUCCUGGGUAACUGACUGCAUACAGACACAAGGAAGGAAUAGGCAGUCCUUGUUUGGGAAGUUGGAUACAGUAGCUAAAUGAGUUGUUAUUUCUUGCAGUAAUUAUUAGUUAUUGUUAAUCAUUUGUUAUGUUGCUCUGGUUGAAUGUAAAUGGAGACUUUUCAUUGUAUAGAGACUUAAGUGGUAUAGGCUGGAUGAAGCCUUUGGUUUGUGGAGUUUCCUCUGCCCACAGACUGUACUUCUCUACAGGUCUCAGUAUUGUUUUCAAGGGUCAGUGUAACCAUGCAGGUAUCCUAUGGCAGUUUCUGUUCCUUUGUAAGGGUCCAUUGAGCUCCACUUAGUUCUGCUAAUAAUGAAAGUCCAGACGCAUGAAUUGUACACACCUCACUGUAGGUCUUGAACAGUAUUUUGUGGCACGCCUAGUGUUCAUAUUCCUUCAGGUACACAUGAUAAUCACAUGCACUUUAGAGCUGCAAGCCAGGGAAGACUAUCGGAGAUAAGAUAUUCUACAAGGAGGCAAUUGGUUACUUUGGGACAUGCUUAACCUCACACCCUUGCAAAAUGGCCUGUUUACUUGAGGAUCUUAACUCGUCCUAUAGGAUGAUGAUAGAAGGGUUGUGAUGAUUAUGAAAAGAUAACAUUUGGAGCCCACCAGCACUUUCAUAGCCUCCUUCCAAGGAAUUUUUUUAUAAAUAUGCAACACUCUCGGCAUCUUCAGCGAAAUCGCUGUACACAUUUUUUGUUUAUUGUGGUAUAAGGCAGUCUGUGUAUUUGAUUGUUUGCAGAGACUUGUUGUUUAGCUCAAUUUGCAUGGUCAAAUGCACAAUUUCACCAGUUUAUGCUUUGAAAAGUUCAAAUGUGUAAUUAAUGUAAAACUUGCAUUGCCCA
This is a messenger RNA of Megalops cyprinoides (Indo-Pacific tarpon), 2872 nucleotides long. RefSeq names its product tubulin, gamma 1 (gene tubg1). The transcript has 11 exons. NCBI's taxonomy places the organism in Eukaryota, Metazoa, Chordata, Actinopteri, Elopiformes, Megalopidae. The coding region runs from base 1 to 1356 and encodes 451 amino acids. Gene Ontology annotation, molecular function: structural constituent of cytoskeleton; GTP binding. The record is from RefSeq and is a predicted model, not a curated record. Gene Ontology annotation, biological process: mitotic spindle organization; mitotic sister chromatid segregation; microtubule nucleation. Gene Ontology annotation, cellular component: nucleus; centrosome; microtubule.